Messenger RNA from Sebastes umbrosus (honeycomb rockfish), 4317 nucleotides. RefSeq names its product non-receptor tyrosine-protein kinase TYK2-like. Bases 216 to 3710 code for a protein of 1164 amino acids. Gene Ontology annotation, biological process: intracellular signal transduction; cell differentiation; peptidyl-tyrosine phosphorylation. The record is from RefSeq and is a predicted model, not a curated record. Gene Ontology annotation, molecular function: ATP binding; non-membrane spanning protein tyrosine kinase activity; cytokine receptor binding. Lineage: Eukaryota; Metazoa; Chordata; Actinopteri; Perciformes; Sebastidae. Gene Ontology annotation, cellular component: cytosol; membrane; cytoskeleton. The transcript is spliced from 24 exons.
GUUUCAGGAACCAGCGGUUUGUCUCGUCGCUCGCUUCACCAGAACCUCAGAGAACACGAAGAAGAAGAAGAAGAAGAAGGAGAAGAAGAAGAAGAAGAAGAAACACGCUCAGUAGAUAUAAUAAAGCCAUAAUGUGUCAGGUCAUCUCUCCGUGUGAGGUUGUUGUGUAACACCGUCAGAAGCUCUCCGUUCAAUGUGAUUUGGCGUUCCCCACCAUGUCCAGAAGUGGGUUGGCCAAGUGUUUUAGGUCAGGGGCGACCCCGGGCCUGUGUGAGCCCCCUCAAGGUCCGGGCAUCCAUGUUUACCUGUUCUGGUCUAAGGAAGGGGAACGAUAUCUGUCCCACACGAGUGGAAGAGUCACAGCAGAGGGGCUGUGCAUCUCAGCUGCGGAGGCUGUAGGGAUAACUCCUCUGUGCCAUGUGUUGUUUGCUCUGUACAAUCCACAAUCACGUUGCUGGUACAGUCCAAACCACGAUUUCAGUCCUGAGGACUUCAGCCUCGUACUUCACUACUGCAUGAGGUUUUACUUUCGGAAUUGGCACGGAUUAAAUGAGAAAGAGCCAACUGUAUCCCGCCAUGCCCUCAGGUCCGGAUCAAGUCCGGGGGGUUCCCCUUUGCUUGAAAUCACAUCCUUAGAGUACUUAUUCUCCCAGGCAAAAUAUGAAUUUGUGAACGAAGUAGUCCAAAUGGAAGACGUUAAGUCAGAGGAGGAGAUGAGUCGCUUCAAAAAUGAGAGUUUGGGGAUGGCUGUACUCCAGCUCUCACACCAGGCAAUGCAAACAGGCUGCACCUUACAAGAUGUUGCAGAAAAAGUCAGCUACUUGCGAUGCAUUCCAAGGUCUUUCGCCAAACACAUUUCCAGAGACAACUUCCUGACAAAAAUCAGGAUCAAGCGGGUGUUUGCAGAGUUUGUGCGGACCUUCCAGCAGCACACUGUGGAUAAGGGGCGACUGGGCGCCCACGAGAUCAUGUACAAGUACAUCUCUACUCUCGAACACUUGGUGCCGCGUUUUGGAACGGAGACCUUCGCAGUGCCCUACCUGGAGCUGAGAGAGGACGGGGAUGGAGGUUACUCUAACAACGCCCACGCGCAGGGUGGUGCCUCUAAGGACAACUUCAUCGGCCCCGCCACACAUGAGAUAAUGGUGUCUGGCACCAAGGGGAUUCAAUGGAGGAAGGUGUCUGUGCAGAAGGCGCAGGAAAACACUUACCUCAGGAACGACUACAUGAAGAAAACAAAACAACAGUCCAGCGAACCGAAUGCGAACACUCCCGACAAAUGGACGUCCUUCUGUGAUUUCCCUGAAAUAACUCACAUAGCCAUCACUGGAGAUAAAGUGUGCAUUAGCACUCUGGACAAUCACUGCAUGGAGGUUGAGAUGAACUCCAGCCAGGAGGCCCGUUCCUUCAUCUCCCUCCUCGAUGGAUACAACCGGCUGACUGCAUUCGCCCACCACUAUCUUUGUCAUGAAGUGGCUCCCCCAAGGGUAGUGCUGAGUGUAGCAAAUGGACUGCAUGGACCUAUGCAUGAUGAUUUUGUGCUGCUGAAGCUGAAAAAGGAGGCAGCAGAGGAGGGAGCUUUCCUGGUACGUUGGAGUGCUCUCGACUAUCGCCGCAUCAUCCUAGCUGUCCUGAGCAAAAGUGAGAACGGAUCAAAGCCGAGCCACAAGCAGUUUCGGAUUCAGCUCAAGGGUUUGAUGUUCUGUCUGGAGGGCUGGGAUCGAGAAUUCUCCACUAUGAAGGAGCUCACUGAAAGCCUCAAGACCUUCAUACUGAAGUCUGGUUCAGACAGCUUUACCGUCAGGAAAUGCUGUUUGCCAAAACAAGCAGAGCUAUCCAACCUUGUGGUGAUGAGGCAAGGUGCUUCCACUGAAAACUCGUCCCUGAACAUGACCCAGUUACGCUUCCACCAGAUCAAGGACACGGAGAUCGUACAGGAACUGCAUCUGGGCCGCGGAACCAGAACUAACAUCUACUCAGGACGUCUGCUGGUGCAAGGUGGAGGAGAAAACAGAAAGGAUGACGAGUUCAACAACAACUCUGCUGAGCGCCAAGGGAUCCAAGUGGUUCUCAAGAUUCUGGAUCAAAGCGAUAAAGAUAUUGAUAUAGGAUUUUUGGAGACUGCAAGCCUCAUGAGCCAGGUGUCCCACAGUCACCUGGUGUUCGUACAUGGCAUGUCAGUCAAAGGAUCUGAAAACAUCAUGGUGGAAGAAUUUGUGGAAUUUGGGCCUUUAGAUGUUUUCCUUCGCAAAGAAAAGGCGUCAGUGACUCCUCAGUGGAAAUUCAUUGUUGCAAGACAACUUGCCAGUGCCCUCAAUUAUCUUGAGACCAAACGGCUGGUUCAUGGAAACGUCUGUGCCAAGAACAUCUUGGUGGCGAGGCGUGGUCUGGAGCACGGCACUACUCCGUUUGUGAAGCUGAGCGACCCAGGAAUCGCCCUGAGUGUCCUUUCCCGGGAAGAGCGCCUUGAGCGUAUCCCGUGGAUCGCCCCUGAGUGCGUUGACAGCGAUGCACCCAUCGGCAUUGCUGCUGACCAGUGGAGCUUUGGCGCCACGCUGCUCGAAAUCUGCAACAAUGGCGAUCUUCCCAUGAGUAGCGGCACGUUGUCCGAGAAAGAGCGCUUCUAUCAGCAGAAGGGCCGUUUAGCUGAACCGUCAUCCCAGGAACUUGUCACCUUCAUCAGCAUGUGUUUGACCUAUGAGCCCCGGGAGAGGCCUUCAUUCCGCACCGUGCUCAGAGAGCUCACAGAAAUCAUGAUCAAAAAUCCUGAUAUCUCCCCCAGUGAAACUCUCCCUGACACGGACCCAAGCAUCUUCCACAAACGCUACCUGAGGAAGAUGCGUCUCUUAGGAGAGGGUCACUUUGGAGAGGUGACUCUCUACCUGUAUGACCCGGCCAACGAUGGGACAGGAGAGCGUGUGGCAGGGAAGGCUCUGAAACAAGAGAACGGUCAUAUUCCUGAGGGCUGGAUGAAGGAGAUCGAGAUCCUGAAGUCUCUUUAUCACAGCAACAUUGUCAAGUACAAGGGCUGUUGUACUGAACUGGGAGGACAAGUGGUGCAGCUGAUAAUGGAGUACCUUCCUCUGGGGAGUCUGCGAGAGUACCUCCCCAAACGUAAACUGGGAAUGCCCCAGUGCCUUAUGUUUGCUCAGCAGAUCUGUCAGGGUAUGGAGUACUUACACUCUAAGCGAUACAUCCAUCGAGACCUAGCUGCCCGUAAUGUCUUGGUGGAAAAUGAGGGUUUGGUAAAGAUUGGAGACUUUGGCCUGACGAAGUACAUCCCUGAAGGCUCGAUCUACUACCGUGUCCGUGAGGAUGGGGACAGUCCAGUGUUCUGGUAUGCCAUUGAGUGCCUGAAGGAGAGUAAAUUUUCCUUCUCCUCUGACAUUUGGUCGUUUGGCGUUACGUUGUAUGAGAUCCUGACCCGCUGCGACCAUCGCCAAAGCCCUCCAACCAAGUUCUCUGAGAUGAUGCAGGGAACUCACGGACAGAUGACUGUGAUGAAUCUCAUAAAACUGUUGGACAAGCAGCUGCGGUUGCCGCGUCCCAAAGACUGGCCGCAUGAGGUGAGGAAGAUAAUGGAGCAGUGUUGGGAUGCAGAACCGGCGGAACGGCCCUCGUUCAGAUCCCUCAUCGAGAGGUUUGAGGCCAUUCGCCAAACAUACGACUGGCAGUCGAAUAUAAACUUUUCCUCGGCUCAGAUUUGCUGAUCAGAACUCUGAAGAUCUGCUUGUCUACAUGUCAUCACUUUGCCACUAUGGCCACCGUAUAUUAGUGUUUCUGCAUGCUGCCUCCAUUUAGAUGUCUUUAUACUGUGGGUUUCCUUUUGAUAAACGCACACUGCUCUCCUCUCAUAUGUGAUAUAUCGGUGUGUUUUUCUUGGCUGGUGAGUUAAACUUCAUGAAGAAAGGUGAAGCCUUGGGCAGUCAGCCACGGUAGUGGCUAGAAGGGAACCAGCAAACUGGGUAAACUCUCGCGUGAUUCAGGUUAGACAUCCAUCUCGAGUGGUUAUGAUUAGGAUAGGUCGUCGGGCAGCGAGACUCGUGAGAGCUUUUGCAGAUCUCAGAUAAGAUGUUGCAAUUUGUGGGCUCCCUUCCAGACACGGCCGUCAGCCAGAGUGUCAGCUUUUGUCUUUUAAAAGUUCUAGGUUUGCAUAUAUCACAGUAAGUAUUAAGACGAUUACCAUCUUUCAUUUUGUGUUUGUACAUUUUGUGUAUGUUAACUUUGCAUUUAAUUUUGUAUAAACCAAAAGAACAAAUUCAUAAUCGAAUAAACCAUUUUUCAUAUGAUCUUUUAUUAAAGACCGAAAUAGAUUGA